AGCCUUGCGUUCGGAUUUGGUUUUACUGUUUCGCUUCUCUUCCUUCCACCGGAAAACUUCCUUUGUAUUCACCAGAAAACCACCUUCUUCACGCCGUGAAACCGCUUUUGCUCAGCCUUUGUCUUGCUUGGGCACAAAGAAAUCCUUGAAUUCUGCGGCGGAUUCGUUGUUGCGGGGACGAAAAGCUUCGGAUCUAAGAGGCUUCUAAAGCGUUUGAUUUAUUUGUUUUUGUUCUGUUUUAGCGGAAUGUGGUGGUCUGGGUUGUUGUGGAGGGUGUGGAUUUGAUCCUUCAUGGCGGAGAUCGUGGCCUAGGAUUCGGUUUAUGUGUUUUCCUUUUGGGUUGCGUUUUGAGCAGAGACGAACACGACGGAGAAGUCAAGAGGAAGCGUUCGUUAUGAGAUGGUGGAAGGAAGGGUUUGUCUAUCCAGAGAGGCUACAAAUGGGCUAGAAAUUUUGAAGCGUAAAAGGCUUCAACGACUGAAUUUGGGAAAUGCUUCUGAAGUUAUAGGUGUUACUAAUAUGAUGACGAGAAGUGGAGGGGAUGCUUUAAGAGCUUCUGCAUCAUGUGGGAUGAGGUUACAUAGAAGUUCGGAUGCUUAUUGUAGUUCUACUGGUACUUCAAAAGAAAAAGAUGCCUUUUUGAAGCGCAAGGUGGAAAAGUUUGAUACUUCUGAUCUGGAAUGGACUGAUAAAAUUCCAGAGUGCCCUGUAUUCUGUCCAACGAAGGAAGAAUUUGAGGAUCCUUUAGUCUAUUUGCAAAAAAUUGCCCCUGAAGCUUCAAAAUAUGGAAUUUGCAAAAUUAUUUCACCUUUGAGUGCUUUAGUUCCUGCGGGUGUUGUAUUGAUGAAGGAGAAAGCUGGUUUCAAGUUUACCACCAGAGUGCAACCUCUUCGGCUUGCUGAGUGGAAUAUGGAUGACAAGAUCACUUUUUUUAUGAGUGGAAGAAAGUAUACAUUCCGUGAUUUCGAGAAAAUGGCAAACAAGGUGUUUGCUCGCAGAUAUUAUAGCUCUGGGUGUCUUCCUGCCAACUACUUGGAAAAGGAAUUUUGGCAUGAAAUAGCUUGUGGCAAGACAGAAACUGUUGAGUAUGCAUGCGAUAUUGAUGGUAGUGCCUUUUCGUCUUCUCCGAAUGACCAGCUUGGGAAAAGCAAGUGGAACUUGAAGACUCUUUCUCGACUGCCUAAAUCUACGCUGCGUCUUUUAGGAAAUGCGAUUCCGGGUGUAACUGAACCCAUGCUUUAUAUUGGGAUGUUAUUCAGUAUGUUUGCAUGGCAUGUUGAGGAUCAUUACUUGUAUAGCAUUAAUUAUCAUCAUUGUGGGGCAUCAAAAACUUGGUAUGGGAUUCCUGGUCAUGCAGCUCUGGAUUUCGAAAAGGCAGUUCGUGAGAGGGUGUAUGUCCAUGAUAUUCUUUCUACUGAAGGAGAGGAUGGAGCCUUUGAUGUUCUUUUGGGAAAAACAACUAUUUUUCCUCCUAAUAUUUUGUUAGAACAGAAUGUCCCAGUCUACAAGGCUGUACAAAAGCCCGGGGAGUUUGUUAUCACCUUUCCUAGAGCAUAUCAUGCAGGAUUCAGCCAUGGUUUUAAUUGUGGAGAGGCAGUAAACUUCGCAAUUGGUGAUUGGUUCCCAUUGGGGGCGGUGGCUAGCCGACGUUAUGCUCUUCUUGGCAGGAUUCCCCUUCUUCCUCAUGAGGAGCUUCUCUGUAAAGAAGCAAUGCUACUGUUCAAAAGCUCAUCAGUUCCUGAAUGUAAAGGUCUGGAUUAUUCACCCACAGAAUUGAUUUCUCACCACUGCAUUAAGGUUUCCUUUGUGCACAUAAUGCGUUUCCAGCACCGGGCUCGUUGGUCACUCAUGAGAUUAGGAAUUGGGAUGUCUCCAACUUCCCAGGGCACUAUACUGUGCAGCCUUUGCAAACGGGACUGUUACGUGGCAUAUCUUAAAUGCAACUGUUGUUUGCAUUCUAUCUGCCUUCGCCAUGAGAUCGCAUCACUUGACUGUUCAUGUGGGAGCAAUCUUAUUCUAUUUGUGAGGGGGGAUCAUUCAGAAAUGGAAGCUGCUGCCCAGAAGUUUGAGCAGGAAGAGGGAAUAUUAGAGGAAGUUCAAGAGCAAAUAAAGCGUGGUGGCGACUUAUGCCUGCAGCCCAAUUUAUUCCAAUAUGAAGAGGAUGCAUAUUUUCCAUAUUGUGAAAUAGAAUUUGAUCUCCACCCUGAAUUUAUGAUUGAAGAUCAGUUACAAGAGAUGGAUUGUGGUUCUUGUAGCCUCCCUGUGUUGAACAAUGAGAGGAAAUUUAUGAAAACUUAUGUUAUAGACUCUUCUCUCUCUUCUGCUGCAUCAACUUUGUGCUCUUUUCUGGGUCCACAACAAAGUUCAUCUCUGCCGAAACAGGAGCACGUGGAUCUGAAGGGUUGCGAAAAAGUAGCUGGCAAUGGAAAUGCAUCUUCACUAUCCUCUCCUUCAUAUGGCAAAUGCUUGUUCACCCAUCAAGGAACUUCUCGUGGGUCACAAGUUAUGCCUGUUAAGGAUCAUUUUAGUGAUGACUCUGAUUCAGAAAUUUUCAGGGUUAAACGUAGAUCAUGCGUGAAAGCUGAAAAACAAACAGAGAACAGUGUAAUGACCUCAAAGUUCUCUGAACAGAAGGGGCUUAAACGGCUAAAGAAACUCCACCCUCGAGGAGAAUUAAGGCAGUCAUCAUCUGAUAGCUGCAUAAAUGAUAAACCUGAUCGGCAUUGUAGCCCCAACAUUAAAUCUGAGGAAGCUUCAUGUCCCUCUCCAAAGGAUAGGUUUGUUAGUGGAAACACUGCUUUCAAGUCCUUCAAGUUCAGACCAUCAUCAUCAUACUUUAAAAUUGUUGACAGGGAGGAGCCUGAGAGAAUGAAACCAAGAGAACAUAAUAGAAGGAAUGAUUUCCAGGUUGAUGUGGGAAAUACCACGAGGGAACUGUCACCUAUUGAGAUUGGGGCAAAGCGCCUGAAGGUUAGAGGUCCAUCAUUUCCUAGUAGGGAAGAGUUGCCUGGAUCAAGAAGCUGGUUUGUAGACAACGACUAGAUAUCUGGCAGACUUGCAUCUGGAGCGUCUUCUAGAGCCUGACCUGACUUUUCUAACUUCAUUUCUCUCUAAUGGGGGUUCUAACAACACACGUAAAGCCAAAUUGAUUUGACUCUGGGAGCAGCAGCAACAAUUAACAGGGUGAGUAGAAGAAAGAAGACAUUCUUUGUGCAGGCCUCAAAUUAGGGCCUGGCACGGUCAGUUUCUUGGGUUCUCGGCCGGUUUUUUAAUCUUUGGCAGGGAGCCUUUCCUGCACAAAAAGCAGAGGAGUUGGGUAGAGUCCUAUUGUAAAUUUUGUUGAUCAAUUUAUUAUUGCGAGCCAAGUGGGUAUUCCCACUGUCUCAUAGAUUAAUCUGCUGCUUCCCUUCCCACGGUUCUUUAUUCUUUUAUAUAGCAUCAAUUGGUCCUUGUAGCAUGUACUACUUUGAAUAAAAAGCAGAGAAAAUCCCCUUCUCUCUUUCAUUC
Molecule: messenger RNA, 3507 nt
Organism: Telopea speciosissima
Lineage: Eukaryota; Viridiplantae; Streptophyta; Magnoliopsida; Proteales; Proteaceae
Product: lysine-specific demethylase JMJ706-like
Exons: 11
Coding region: 400-3042 (880 amino acids)
Biological process (GO): chromatin remodeling
Cellular component (GO): nucleus
Molecular function (GO): histone demethylase activity
Source: RefSeq, a predicted model, not a curated record